AUGCCUCAUUUAUUGUCUACAGGCCAGUUGCAGUCUCUCCCCCGCUUCAGGUGUCUCAAUGCCGCCAGUUCACGGCUAUUCAGCACUUCUACACCCCUUUCAGCCAUCGGGCCAGAGAACCCCAAGUUCAUAGAGAUUCCCACGACACGCCAGCCUCAGGUGUUUCCGAAACUAGACAUCAAAGGUGUCCUUCCACCUCCUCGAAACCUUUUCCCUAAACGCGCGGGCAACAAGACUUCACCAAAGUACUUCAAGAGAACCACCCCCUUUCCAAAAGACCGAACCGUACCAGCGAACGAAUACGCAGCAUGGAAGAAGAGCCUCGCUACAAACAGGCGAAGCAAUCUUCACGAUGGAUUGAGAUCCCUUCGACGAAGGAAGAAGAUCUCAGACGAACGUAUUGCCUGGCAAAGCCGGAUCACGAGCGAGGAGAGAGCGAGAUUAGUACACGCACCACAACGAGAAGACGAGCGUCUGACUAGCCCAACCAUCACCGAGGCAGUGCGAAAACUGCAAUUGGGACCAGUACCCGACCCGCAACGUGAAGAACGUGUUGCAGCAAAAGCACAGCGAGUCAAGGCCAAGGAAGCAAGGCGGGAAGAAGCCAGGAAAAACGCGCUGCAUACGUUGUAUAUGCAUGCGCGGUCCUUCAUUACCACGGAGGAGCAGUUGGACAAGCAGAUUGAGGCUAUCUUUGUGCCCCACCCGUUCAAGGGAGCAGCUACUGAUAAUAUUUGGGAUGCGGUGGGACCGCCGCCUACCGUGCAGGCACUGUUGUCGACGGUCAAGCAUACCGAGAGGGAGGCUGUGAGGUAUCAUGGUGGGCCGGGUGCUCUUACCGGACAGAGGAUGAAGAAGAUUGCGGAGGAGCUGACGGGUGGGAAGAUGGAUUAG
Messenger RNA from Lachnellula hyalina, 894 nucleotides. RefSeq lists its product as uncharacterized. The coding region runs from base 1 to 894 and encodes 297 amino acids. NCBI's taxonomy places the organism in Eukaryota, Fungi, Ascomycota, Leotiomycetes, Helotiales, Lachnaceae. The record is from RefSeq and is a predicted model, not a curated record. The transcript has a single exon.